Molecule: messenger RNA, 312 nt
Organism: Dictyostelium purpureum
Lineage: Eukaryota; Evosea; Eumycetozoa; Dictyosteliales; Dictyosteliaceae
Exons: 2
Coding region: 1-312 (103 amino acids)
Source: RefSeq, a predicted model, not a curated record
AUGAAAUUCAUCAUUGUUUUAUUAUUAGCUUUCUUAGCUUUCGCCACUGCUAGGGUUACUUUCGAAAGUUCAACUGGUGAUUGUGAUUUUACCUUAGAUGCAGAUAAAUGUUAUGCCUACCUAGCUGGAAACACCUGUAGUUCACUUAUCCAAAAGGAAAUUGAAAUUAUCUGUAAUCAUUCAAUUGCAAUUCCUUCCGAUGGUAAAAAUACUUUUACUGCUAUGUGCUAUGACUUUGAUAGCAGCAGCUCAUCAACCCUUUAUGUUAGCUUCACUAUUUUAUUAUUAGGUUUAUUAGCUGCUUUAUUAUAG